This is a messenger RNA of Zea mays, 574 nucleotides long. RefSeq names its product ADP-ribosylation factor 1. NCBI's taxonomy places the organism in Eukaryota, Viridiplantae, Streptophyta, Magnoliopsida, Poales, Poaceae. The record is from RefSeq and is a predicted model, not a curated record. The coding region runs from base 1 to 342 and encodes 113 amino acids. The transcript has 5 exons. Gene Ontology annotation, molecular function: GTPase activity; GTP binding.
AUGAUUGUUAACAACAUCAGACCUCUCUGGAGGCAUUACUUCCAGAACACACAGGGUCUUAUCUUUGUUAUGGAUAGCAAUGACCGUGACCGUGUUGUUGAAGCCAGAGAUGAGCUGCACAGGAUGCUGAACGAGGAUGAGCUACGUGAUGCUGUGCUGCUUGUUUUCGCCAACAAGCAAGAUCUUCCUAAUGCCAUGAAUGCUGCUGAGAUCACUGACAAGCUUGGAUUACACUCCCUGCGCCAGCGACACUGGUACAUCCAGAGCACUUGUGCCACAACUGGCGAGGGUCUGUACGAGGGCCUGGACUGGCUGUCCAGCAACAUUGCGAGCAAGGCUUGAAUAUCAAAUGCGAACUGACUAGGAGCUCCGGAUGUAUCAUGGAAACUUAGGACAGAAUCGCCUCUGCAACCUGUUAGGUGUCUUCUACCGGCACAAUAUAUUUUUUGUUUGGAAUAUGUAAUGAUGUUACGGUUCAACGUUUAUUCUACCCUACUAUACUGUUGGAUGUUCUUUGGGCCUGUUUCAUUUUGCACAAGGAUUGGAGUUCCAAUAUCAUGCUACAUUUUAAAUU